Botrytis deweyae is the source of this 1645-nucleotide messenger RNA. RefSeq lists its product as uncharacterized. Lineage: Eukaryota; Fungi; Ascomycota; Leotiomycetes; Helotiales; Sclerotiniaceae. The transcript is spliced from 3 exons. The record is from RefSeq and is a predicted model, not a curated record. Bases 308 to 1561 code for a protein of 417 amino acids. Gene Ontology annotation, molecular function: O-methyltransferase activity.
AAGAAGAAGAAGAAGCUCUGAGCGUUGGAUAACAUGAAAUAUGUUUUUGAUGCUCAUUCCAAGCAAAUUGAUGAAUGUCAGCCUCAAGACUUAUCACAAGUUUGACACGGCUAGAUGUUCAUACCAUGCAACCCCGUCCAAAUUUGAAUCUGACACCCGGAAACAUGGCCUGAUGUAGGCUACUCCGCGUCUUCCUACAUGUAUAAAGCUUGAUGCCGCUGGAUCUCUAUCUUCAGCUUUUCCUUUUCCUAUCCAUCUAUCUUUUACCUUUUCGAGUAUCGAUUUCUGAGAAAGAAACUAGCCGAAAAUGGCUUCCUCUAGUCGUAUCAGAGAACUUGCAUCUCGGAUUUCGGAUUAUGCAAUCGAGAUUGAGACACAGUUGUCAAGGCAAAAUCUUACUCUGCCAACCUUUGAGCCGGAUUCCCCAAUCGAUUUACCUCCUGCAAUUCAUGGGACACAGGUAGCCCUUCUUGAAGCCGCCGAUGAACUUGUAUUGCUUGUACAAGGGCCAAUGCAAUCCUUAAUGCACAUUGUUGGUUAUUCCCAUAAUGCCCGAAAUUCACUUCAUGCAAUCAUCCGCUAUGAUCUUGCUACUGCUGUUCCGAUUGACUCAACUGCAACUUUCGAGGAUAUCGCACUCGCAAGAGGGCUUAAUACUGUCGAUACUACUCGUGUAUUACGUCAUGCAAUGACUUUUCAUGUUUUUGCCGAGAACAGCCCUGGGAUAGUGAGCCAUACUGCAUCGUCACGUUUAAUUUCCGAACGUUCUGAUUUGCGAGCAUGGAUAGCAACUACCCUGGACGAGCUAUUACCAGCGGCGUCGAGAAUGGUAGAUGCAAUGGAAAAAUGGCCGGGUUCUGAGGAGCCAAAUGAGGCUGGAUGGAAUAUUGUGAAUAAUGAAUCCAGACCGAUGUUUGAGGUGCUAGGAAACGACCAGAAGAGGGCAAAAAACUUUGCAGGAUCCAUGACAUUCUUUGAGGCACGACCAGGCAUCGCUGUAAAGUAUUUGGUCGAGGAUAAAGCUUUGGAGUGGGACAGGGUUAAAAGGAUGGUUGAUGUUGGUGGGAGUCAUGGUAAGGUCGCAUUUGCACUGGCUAGGAGGUAUCCCGGUCUAUCUUGUAUAGUGCAAGACCUCAAAAGUGUUGUGAGUGGAGCGCAAGUCCCUGUUGAUUUAGUUGACUCAGUGACGUUCAUUCCUCACAACUUUUUCGAUGCCCAGCCUGUGAUAGAUGCUGAAGUAUAUCUACUGAGGUGGGUAUUGCAUGACUGGUCGGACAAGUAUGCAAUUAAGAUUUUACAAGGUCUGAUACCUGCAAUGAGAACUGGAAUCAAGGUAGUUAUCAACGAGGCAUGUCUACCUGACUUUGGCACGAUGUCACUAUAUGAGCAACGAUUUCUGCGGGCAACAGACAUGACCAUGAAGCAAAUUCAGAAUGCUCGAGAGCGAGAUCAGGAAGACUGGGGAGCAUUGGUAAAAGCUGCAGACAGUAGGUAUAAGCUUCAAAGUAUUUCGCGACCUGAAGGAUCUGAGCUCGCCAUUAUCACUUUAGUAUGGGAAUGAUUUCACAGUAUCUCUGUUAUCGGGGUGCUUGAAAUAUGUGCAGAGCAUUACAAAGUAUCCUUUAGAUAAAUCAUACAUCCACCU